This is a messenger RNA of Schistocerca cancellata (South American locust), 13287 nucleotides long. It is a transcript of the gene Obsc, whose product is annotated as obscurin. The coding region runs from base 19 to 12387 and encodes 4122 amino acids. The record is from RefSeq and is a predicted model, not a curated record. Lineage: Eukaryota; Metazoa; Arthropoda; Insecta; Orthoptera; Acrididae. The transcript has 63 exons. Gene Ontology annotation, molecular function: protein binding; ATP binding; guanyl-nucleotide exchange factor activity. Gene Ontology annotation, biological process: protein phosphorylation.
CAAGUAGUGGAACGAUACAUGCAACCACUCGACAACCCUGCUGUGCCACGAGUUGUGCGGGAUAACAAAGAUGUCCUCUUCAGCAACCUCAAGCAAAUUGCUGAUUUCCACAACACCAUCCUCAUUGAAGGUGUGAAGUACUAUGCAAGUGAGCCAACAAUGUUGGGACGUACAUUCCUGAGAUUAGAACGUGACUUUGACAAGCAUGUUGCCUACUGCCGUGAUGAACCAGCUGCACAAGAACUACUGCAAGAAAAUGAUGAAGUCCGAGAUUAUUUUGAUGAGCUUAGCCAGCAACUUGGUGACGACAAGAGCUUGUCGGAGCAUCUGAAGCUUCCAAUCCAGCGAAUUAACGACUACCAACUCCUACUAAAGGAGCUGGUGAAGUAUUCUUCUCGACUUGGCGAAGACACUAGCGACCUCCAAAAAGCUCUUGAUUUGAUGCUAGCUGUGCCCCAUCGGGCAGACGACAUCAAGUUUAUUAGUAACAUUGAAGGGUAUCACGGUAACAUCCAUAAGCUUGGUAGGCUAUUAAAACACGACUGGUUCACAGUAACAGAUAAAGAAGGAAAGCAUAAAGAGAGAUACUUAUUUUUGUUCAAGGCGCGCAUUUUGGUCUGUAAGGUUCGGCGGAUAUCUGAAGACCGGUCUGUUUUUGUUCUGAAGGAUAUUGUCAAAUUGCCUGACGUAGAAGUCGAAGACCAUAAGGAUAAUUUAAGAGUGUUUGAACUACAUCAUAAAUCCAGUGGUUUUGGAAAUUUUCCACUAACUAUUGCUGCACAUUCAGACACUGUUAAGGACACCUGGUUAAAGGAAAUAAGACAAUAUUCUACGGAUAAAUUUGCUCUUGCUGAGCAUGCUGCUGAUGACCUGCAGUUAAAGAGUCAUACUGAAGAUACAGUUGAUACCACUAGCCAAGAACAAACAGUUAAAAAGACAUCUGUAACAGAACUUGUUUCAGAAAAAUCAAAAGUAGUGAAUGGCAUCAUAAAGGAACACACAAAAGAGUUGCCACAAGAAAAUCAAAGUGAACCAGAUAAGAAAGGAAAAGAAACAGUAAAGAAGCCAUUAGAUUCUGCAGACCAAGACAACAGGGGGCCACCAAAAAAGCAAAAAACUACAAAUAUUUUAGCGGAGGAGAGCAAAACAGACCAGCAACACCAGUCUUCUGAAAAAAAGGAGAGAGAAGAACCAACGAAACAAGAAUCACAAGUGACACAAAAAUUGAAAGAUUCACGACCAGUGACUAAUGGUCCAGAACUGCUUCAUGAAACUGAGAUCAAAAAAAUAUCUGAAACAGAAAAAGUAGCAGAUUCUCAUAAAGCAAAUAACAUAAGUCAAGUCAAACAAGACCAGGGACAGUUGCCAGAAAACACAGAAACCUGCAAAACAGAAUUCAAGUCUGAUAUUGAUAUUGUGAAAAGUUCAGAGAAAGUAAAUAAUAUUACCAAUUCUGUUUCCACAAAAGAUAAAGGAAUUAAUAGCCACAACAUACUUAAGACUGCAGAAGAAUUAGAAAAGGCAGAGAAACAGGUAGUAGAAACUAAUAAAACAACAUCAGCAAAUACUUUAUUAGAUAGACAGAACGAGAAAAAUAAAGUAGAGGCAGAAGAAAAACCCACAGCUCCUCAUACAGAACCCACAAAUAGAAAAGAGGGAAGCUCAGAUACAGUCAGCAAAGGCAGUACAUCAGCAGGGUCUGCAAUAGAGAAGUCUGAACAGAAGAAGGCUGAAACAGAGGACAAGUCCACUACUGUUGUCACAGAAUCUGCAAAUAAGAAAGAAGAACAACCUACUGCAUUACCUGUAAGUGCUUUACCAGGAAGGGCUGCAUUAGAGAAGUCUGAAGAAAAGAAGCCAGAAACAGAAAGAAAAUCAACAGAUUCUCUUACCGAGUCUACAAAUAAAUUAGGUAGAAAAGAGGAAAGUUUAGAUACAGUUAGGAAAGACAGUGCAUCAGUGGGAUCUGUGAUAGAGCAGUCUGAACAGAAGAAGUCAGAAACAGAGGACAAGCCCACAACACUUGUCACAGAUUCUGCAAAUAAGAAAGAGGAACAGCUUACUGUAGCACCUGUAAGUGCUUUAUCAGGAAGGACUGCAUUAGAGAAGUCUGAAGAAAAGAAGCCAGAAACAGAAAGAAAACCAGCCGAUUCUCUUGCCGAGUCUACAAAUAAAUCAGAUAGAAAAGAGGGAAUCUCAGAUACAGUUAGCAAAGGCAGUGCAUCAGCAGCAUCUGUGAUAGAGAAGUCUGAACAGAAGAAGGCAGAAACAGAGGACAAGCCCACAACACUUGUCACAGAAUCAGCAAAUAAGGAAGAAGAACAAUCUACUGUAGCUCCUGUAAGUGCUUUACCAGGAAGGACUGCAUUAGAGAAAUCUGAAGAAAAGAAGCCAGAAACAGAGAGAAAGUCAACAGAUUCCAUUGCCCAGUCUACAAAUAAAUCAGGGACAACUUUUGACACGAGUGUUACAAGUCCUGCCUCAGAAAAGACUGAAGAACCCAUUGAUCUUACUGCAGAAACCAGACAUAUAGAAGACUCUGUCUCUGCAGAAUCUGCCACUAAAAAGCCUGCUUCACAAGAAGAAAAGGCGUUAGAAACAGCUGAAGUUUCAAAAUUAAAGAAAGAGUCUUCUGAAAACAAAGAAGACGACAUGGAUCAAUAUAUGAGUUUUGAAUCAAAACGUAUCUCCUCAUCUUCAAGAAGUGUUCAUGAAUAUUCUUCAGUGUCAAGUAGUCAUCUCAGUGAGGAGAUCUACGUGGAGUCAAGCAAUAUAUCAUCUUCUGAGUCCAUGAGGGUAGCAUCAAGUACAACACAAUCUGUUGGUGGUGGUGAUACAGUUGUCAGACUUGCGCUGACUUCCAGUGAUGGUCGUCCAGUAUUCACUGAAACUAUUGAAGGCUGCAAUGUAGAACCUGGACAGAAUGCUAUAUUUCAUUGCAAAGUUGCCUCUGAUUCACCAACUAAUAUGACAUGGCUGAAAGAUAAUCGGCCAAUGGAUGAUAAGCUAGCAGACAGAGUUAAAAUGGAAUCUAAAGAUAGCAGCAGUUUCAAACUGGAAAUUCAACACUGUCGUGAGUCGGACACUGGUAUAUAUACAGCUAAAGCAUCCAAUGUCAUUGGAAGCUCCACAUGUACAGCACAACUAGUUGUUCAGGACAUUAGCGAAGAAGAAAGGGCACGACGUGCUGCAGCAAAUAGUCCAAGUUUCUUAAUUCGGCUUAAGGACACAGAACUGCUAGAAAAUACAUAUCUGCGAUUUAUGGUAAAAGUUCAAGGUACACCGAACCCAGAAGUAACAUUCUAUAAGGAUGGGAAACCUAUAGAAAAAGGAAGUGACCACAUUCAAGUUGUAAGAGAUAAAGCUGAGUCUGGAUAUUAUGAACUUGUUAUUACUGAUGUCCACCAAAAUGAUGCAGGAAAAUAUUCAUGCACUGCUAAAAAUAAAUAUGGAGAAGUGUCAAGUGAAGCAACUGUAACAGUUACAACUGAGAAGAAAAUUUUUGCUGGAUUAGAAUCAGCAGGCCUUUUACAGCCUGGAGAAGAACCAAAAUUUACAUGGUUACGAGAUGGAAAACCAUUUGAUCCUGAAGAACGAUUUAAAGUGUUGUUCAAGGAUGAAGAGGAUUCCCUAGCACUUGUUUUUCAACAUGUGAAACCAGAGGAUGCAGGUCUAUACACAUGUGUGGCCUCUACUACAUCAGGAAAAAUAUCCUGCAGUGCUGAGCUGACUGUUCAAGGUUCUGUAAACCAGCUCCUGAAGGAACCAGAAGCCCCUAAAAUUGUAACUGAAACUAAAGCAACAGAAGUGAGUGUUGGUGGCUCAGCUAUGUUGGAACUCAAAAUAAAUGGCUUCCCUAAACCAGAUGUAAAAUGGUACAAGGACAACAAGGAAGUAACAGCAGGGGGCAGGGUUCGUUUUCUUUAUGAAGAUGAUGAAAGUAUCUCCCUUAUUAUCAAAGGUGUUACACCAGAUGAUGCUGGAAAAUAUAAGAUAGUAGCAAAGAAUGACCUGGGAGAAGAUUCUGCUGAAGUAGAUCUGAUGGUCAAAGCACCACCAAAAAUUAAGACCAAAAUGCAGGAUGCAUCAUGCAUGACAGAUCAACCAUUUAAGAUGACUGUUGAAGUGGAAGGAGUUCCAGAACCUGAAAUCAAAUGGUACAAAGAUGGCCAACAAAUUGUACAGACAGAUCGUAUAAAAAUAAUCAAGGAAACUUCAGAGACAUACACCCUCUCCAUUACAAGCACAAAAUUAGAGGAUUCUGGGUCCUACUCAAUUGUGGCAACCAAUGAAAUGAGCCAGACUUCUGAAUUUUGGAAAUUUGUUGUCCACUCUGGCCCACAGUUCCUUAAAACAAUGAACAAGUCAGUGGAAGCAAGGGAAGAUGAUACAAUAACAUUUGAAGUCAAGGUUCAGGGUGAUCCUAAACCAGAUGUGAAAUGGCUUAAGAAUGGGGAAGAGCUCAAAGCAGAUGGCAAGCACAUUAUAAUUGAAGUUGAUGGCCCAACUCACACUUUAACAAUCAAAGGCACUACAAGAAAUGAUUCAGGAACUUACAGUUGUGAAGUGAUAAAUGAUCAUGGCUGGAAAAAAGAUGAAGGAGUAUUAAAUGUCCGUUGUGCUCCUGAGUUCAAGAGAGAUCUGUCUGACCUUCAAGCAAAUGAAGGUGAUACAAAUAUUGAGUUUAAUGUUAAGGUUGAUGCAUACCCCAAGCCUAAAGUUAAAUGGUUUCUUGGAGAUAUAGAUAUAACAGAAAAGAAAAAUGAGUUCACUUGUACUGAAGAGGAAGGCACUUAUAAACUUGUUAUAAAGGAAGUUACAACAGAGUUGUGUGGAAAGUACACAUGUAAAGUGGUUAAUGACCUAGGCACCAGUGAAUCAAGCUCUAAUUUAACUGUCAAUUUCAAGCCAAAAUUUAAAAAACCUCUGAAAGACGUUGAAGUGGAUGAAGGAGACAGCUUGACUCUGACAAUAGAAUGUGAUGCUUAUCCUGAGCCAAAUGUGAAAUGGUAUAAAGAUGGCAAUGAAGUAAGUGCUGAUGCACGAAUAAAAAUCACAAGGGAUUCCACAAGAAAAGAAAGUUACAGUAUGAGUUUCACAUUGGUCAAGAGCUCAGAUGCAGGAGAAUAUGAAGCCAGAGCAGAGAAUAAAAUGGGAACUUCUUCAACUAAGAGUACUGUAAAAGUGAGCACUCCACCAGAGAUAAAUUCGUCAAAUUUGGAAGACAGAGAAAUAUAUGAGUCACUUGGAACUGUGUUUGAAGUAAAGGCAAGUGGAAUUCCAAAACCAGAUGUGAAAUGGUACAAAGAUGGAGAAGAAUUAAAGUCAUCAAACAGAAUAACCAUUUCUGAAGAUGGAGACACAUACAAAUUAGAGUUAAAGGAUGCACAGACAAGUGAUGCAGGUGUUUAUAAAGUGAAGGUUACAAACAGGCUCGGAGAGAAAACACAAGAAGCGAAGCUCAGCUUGAAACCUGUGAAUGAAUUCCGAAAGCCAAAGAUUAAGAUUCCACUCAAAGAUGUAGCAGUGUGCAAGAAUGAAGACUCUGAACUAACAUGUGUAUUUAUAGGUGAUCCUGUACCAACAGUGUCCUGGUUCCAUAAUGGAGAAAAAGUAACAGAAGAUGAGAGGCACAUAUUUACUGCUGCAACAAAAGACAUUGGAGAUGGAUUAAAAGAGACUACAUUUACCCUUAAAAUUCCAUCUGGCCAACAUGGUGACACAGGCCAAUAUAAAAUCAAGGCUACAAACAAAUUUGGAGAAGAUGAAAGCAGUGCUCGCUUGGAUAUUCUGCUGAUUCCUGAGAUUGAUGCUUUGAGUGAUAUUACCAAGAUUCCAUAUGAAGACACUGCCUUUGAAGUUCAAAUACUGGCAAAUCCAAAGCCAAAAGUAACUUGGACAAGAAAUGGUGAAAAACUAUCCAGUUCAGAUCACACAACUAUUUCAGAGAAUGUGGAAAAAGAAGUUUAUAAACUAGAAAUCAAGAAUAUUGGCCUUGGUGAUGAUGGUGUGUAUGUGGUUACUGCAAGUAACAGCCAAGGUGAACGUAGUCAGCAGGCCAAACUGACAGUGCACACGGAGCCUCCAUCCCUUGUUAAAAAUCUUGAAGAUCGUUCAGUUAAAGACUACGAAGAAGUUGAAUAUAGAGUCAGAGUCAAUGGUGUACCAAAACCAAAGAUAACAUGGUACAAAGAUGGAAAGGAACUGCAAAGUGGUGAACAUAUUGUGAUAGAAACAGAUUCAGAGGCUUUGGUAGUAAGCAGUCUCAGUAUUCAGCAUUUUCAGGAAUCUGAUGUUGGUGUGUACAAAGUAAAAGCUGCAAACCUUGUUGGAGAAGCAGAAAGCAGCUCCAAACUUUCAAUGACACAGCUACCACCAUCAUUUGCUCGUCCUCUUGACAGAGCUGCUGAAGUGGAUGAGGGAGACAUUCUAGACUUGAAGUGCAAACUUGAUGGUAGUCCAAUUCCAACUGUCCAGUGGUUCAAAGAUGGUCAGCCUCUACAUGCAGAUGAUCAUGUGAAAUUGACAGCUCUUCCUGAUGGGACUGUGCGGUUACUCAUUGAAGGUGUAAAGCCUACUGACUGUGGUGCUUACAAACUUGUAGCCAAAAAUAAGAAUGGAGAACAUGCUGCAUUAUGUGCUGUUGCUGUUAAACCAAAUAACCGCAAGCCUAGUUUCUCAAAGCCACUUGAAGGUGCUAAAUGUGUAGUUGGUGAGCCACUGAAGCUGGAAGCUCAAGUAGCAGCAUUUCCAGCACCUGAGGUUAAAUGGUUCAAAGAUGGUCAGCCAGUUCGUCCAUCUCAGGCAGUUAAUUUCGUGAACCAACCUGGUGGUAUAAUUGGAUUACAUAUAGAUUCUGUAAAACCUGAAGAUGCUGGUGUUUACACUGUCAGUGUAAGUAAUAGGCUUGGUGAUAUAACUGGCUCUGCCAAGGUUGAAGUUGAACCACGUGAGAAAAAGCCAACAUUCCAAGUACCUCUGCUGCCAGCAACUGUUGUUGAAGGUUUUCCUGCUAGAUUUGAAGUUAAAGUGGUUGGACAUCCACCUGCUACAUUGAAAUGGACUCACAAUGGGAAAGAAUUUGUACCUGAUGGACAACAUGCAAAAAUAAUGCAGCUGCCUGAUGGAACAAGUGCUCUAAUUAUUGACAAAGCUAAACCAGAAGAUGCUGGAGAAUAUGAAGUAAUAGCAACAAAUGAGAAAGGAUCUGUCCCAUCAAAAGCUCAGUUAGAUGUUACUGGAAGAGCAAGAGAUGCACCUGAAGAAAAACCAGCAUUCCUACACGGUCUGAGAGAUGUUACAGUGGAGGAAGGUGACAGUCUCACUUUGACUGCUCCAUUUAUUGGAAAUCCAAUACCAGAUGUGGCGUGGAGCAAAGAUGGAACGUCUCUUUCACCAUCCGAUCGUAUCCUGUUAACAUGUGAUGGAAGGAAGGUUGGUUUGGAAAUAAAUCCAGCAUCCCUUGAUGAUAGUGGUAAAUAUACAUGUAAACUAGUAAAUCCUUUGGGUGAAGAUGAAACUACAGGCACUGCAACAGUUAGAAAGAUCUAUAAAAAGCCAAAUUUCACUCAGCGAUUCACAGAUCUCCAACAGAGACCAACGUUUGAUGCGAGAUUUCCUGCACGGGUUACAGGUAUUCCUAAACCAGAUAUUACAUGGUAUUUUAAUGAUAAACCAAUCCAAGAAUCAGAUAAAUACAAAAUUAAAAGGGAUGGUGAAACAUGUUGUCUGUUUGUGAAAGAUUGUCAGCCUACUGACUCUGGCCGAUACAAAUGCAAGGCAAUAAACAGAGAUGGUGAAGACUCAUGUGAAGCAAAUUUGGAUGUAGUUGAGAAGAUUGGAGAAACACAGAGAACAGAACCACCUUCUUUCAUGAAGAAAAUAGGUGACACUGAAGUAUACAAAGGCAUGACAGCAAAGUUUACUGCAUGUGCUGCUGGCAUUCCAGAACCUGAUUUUGAAUGGUAUCGCAACAAUGAGCGUCUAUUUCCAAGUGAUCGCAUUAGAAUGGAGCGAGAAGGUUCUGGACUCCUGAGACUUAUUAUAGACUCUGUUGAUCCUGUUGACAUAGGACGCUACCGUCUUAAAAUUUUCAACCCCCAUGGAGAAGCAAGCUGUGAAGCGGAACUUGCAUUUGAUUCGCUGGAUACACAUCCAAAGCGUCCACUGGGCUACUUGUACACUGACUUUGAUAAAUAUCAAAGUUCUGCAGCACCUCUUCCAUUGCCAGAUAAACCCAUUAUUUGUAGAAUGAGUGACAGGAGACUGACACUGUCGUGGCGACCAUCGAUACCCAUAGGUCCGACAUUGCCAGUCACAUAUCGUGUUGAAAUGAGUGAACAACCUGAUGGAGAAUGGUUUACUGCCAGAACAGGUAUUAUUGGGUGUGCUUGUGACAUUCACAAUUUGCAACCAUUCCAAGAUUAUAAAUUCAGAAUUCGGGUGGAGAACAGAUAUGGCAUCAGUGAUCCUUCACCAUAUGCCGUAACUUACAGAGCACGUCUUGAACCGGAACCCCCGAAGUUCUUCCCAUACUUGGAGCCGGGAAUCGACUUCCGUCCUGAGACGUCCCCCUACUUUCCAAAGGACUUUGACAUUGAGAAGCCACCGCAUGAUGGAUAUGCUCAAGCCCCAAGAUUCCUUCGACAAGAGCAUGAUACCCAAUAUGGUAUCAAAAAUCAUAACUGCAAUUUAUUUUGGUUUGUAUAUGGUUAUCCUAAGCCCAAAAUGACAUACUACUUCAAUGAUGAAAUAAUAGAGAUGGGGGGACGGUACGACAGCAGCUACACACGGAAUGGACAAGCUACACUUUUCAUUAAUCGGAUGUUAGAUCGUGAUGUAGGGAUGUAUGAAGCUGUAGCCACAAAUGAACAUGGUGAAGCAAGACAGCGAGUUCGGCUUGAUAUUGCAGAAUAUCCUACAUUCAUAAAACGUCCAGAGGAAACAAUUGUUAUGUUAAGGAAAAGUGGUCGAUUGGAAGCAAGGGUCACUGGAGUACCAUAUCCUGAAAUAAAGUGGUACAAAGAUUGGCAACCUCUCACAGCUUCCAGCAGAAUUAAGAUACAGUUCCGCGAGCCAGAUACAUGCAUACUUGUUAUUAAUGAUGCCAUCAACAAAGAUGAGGGGCUGUAUUCAAUCAGUGCUCGUAAUGUAGCAGGAAGUGUGUCAAGCUCUGCCAUGAUACGCAUAGAGGAAAGUGAACAAGAAUAUGGUUACCUCACGUAUAGCAAAGGUAGGAACAUAAAGCCAAAGGCAAAACCGUUUGAGGAUCUGUAUGACAUUGGGAAUGAGCUUGGAAGAGGCACUCAAGGAGUUACAUAUCAUGCAGUUGAGCGAUUGACAGGUCGAAAUUACGCUGCCAAAAUAAUGCACGGAAAGUCUGACCUUCGUCCAUUUAUGAACAAUGAGCUUGAUAUACUGAAUGUGUUAAAUCAUCCAAAGAUAAUUCGGUUGCACGAUGCUUAUGAAACAAGGAAUUCCUUGACUCUGGUGACAGAGUUAGCAGGAGGAGGAGAACUACUUACAAACCUAACAAAGGAAAGAUAUAUAACAGAAUCAGACAUAGCUGGCUACAUUCGACAGUUGCUAUGGGGGCUUGAACAUAUGCACGACCAAAACAUUGCACAUCUUGGUCUGACUGUGGGUGAUCUCCUUAUAUCACAUCAAGGUGGAGAUGAUUUAAAAAUCUGUGAUUUUGGCUUGAGCAGGAGAAUAAACUUUGGAAAACUAGCGUCUCUUGAUUAUGGAAUGCCAGAAUUUGUUGCACCAGAGGUUGUGAAUGGUGAUGGUGUCAGUACUAGUGCUGAUAUGUGGUCUGUUGGUAUUAUCACAUACAUUCUGCUCUCUGGAAUAUCUCCAUUCAGAGGUGUUAAUGAUCGGGAGACUCUGACACGUAUAAAAGAAGGAAAAUGGGAAUUUAUUGAAGAGUGGUUUUCCAAGUUAUCCAUGGAAGCUAGAGACUUCAUCAGCAAGCUGCUAGUUUAUCAAGCUGAUGGGAGAAUGGACAUCAAAGCUGCUCUCAAGCAUCCAUGGCUUCUGCGUGCUGAUAAAAUGCCAGCAGAUGAAUAUCAGAUAACAACAGACCGUCUCAAAAUAUAUUAUGACAGCUACAGGGAUUGGUACAACAAUGCUUCUUGCCGUACUUGGUACCGGCGCAAACCUUUGGCUGGUGCUUUCUCGCAUCCAUCACGUAUGGUGUAUCCUCCAGGACACAUAUACACACCAGAACCAACCCCAGAACCACAGCGUAGAGAAUCCAAGGAGCGCCGAACGUGGGAAGACCAUGUACCGUCAAGAGAGCCAAUUGAUUAUGAAAUUGGAAUGCCUAAGUCAGAGAGUCACUACCAGUAUGGUCCUGAUACAUAUCUGCUUCAGUUGCGUGAUGUCGACUUUCCCGUGCGAUUGCGAGAAUACAUGAAAGUUGCAGCAAACAGGGCUCCUGGUUAUUCAGCACACUUGACAGAAACUGCUCCAUAUGACUGGAGGACACCUGUAAUACGAGAACGGCGUCGUUUCACUGAUGUUAUGGAUGAAGAAAUAGAUGAUGAAAGAAAAGAACGCAUAAAUAAAUAUGGCUCAGGGGAAGUGUAUUCACUUCGGCGUUUAAGACAUGAGCUUGGAACAAGGUUGGAUGGGCAUGCAGAAGCAGAGGCCAUAAUUGAAUACAAGAGAGAAGGACAGCCUCCAUUCUUCCGAGAAAAACCACAGACUCCUCUGCCAAUUCUUGAGGAUCAGCCAGCUGAAUUAUCAUGCCUUGUAGUUGGCGAUCCAAAACCAGUUGUUCAGUGGUUCAAGAAUGAUCAGGUGGUAUUAGAGAGCAACCGUGUUAAAGUGAGAGAAGAUGAAGAAGGACGUUCAUUUUUGCGAUUAGAACCUGCAUUACAUAUUGACGUGGGAAUCUACAAAGUUGUUGCUCGUAACAGAGUAGGACAAGCUAUCAGCAGGACACGAAUUGUUCUGGCGAGCAUACCAUCCUCUCCAGAUUCUCCUGAAGCAUCAGAAGUAUCUGACACAGAGGUAUUGCUGAGGUGGAAACAGCCAAAAGAUGAUGGAAAUUCUGCUGUUUUAUGUUACAGCCUACAGUACAAAGAAGCAGAUAAUGUUGAGUGGCUGGAUGUUGCAAACAACAUUGAUCAUGAAUUUUUCCUUGUGCAUGACUUAAAACCAACAACAAAUUAUCAAUUUAGGCUCUCUGCUCGAAAUCGCAUUGGUUGGAGUGAAAAGGGCAUUCCUACAGAGCUAAUUAAAACAAAGGAAUCAGGGUCACCAAAGGUUCAAGUCACACGUGCAAUGAAGCAUCUUCAGCAAAUCACAGAAUCAGGACAGGCCAUCACAAUUGAAGAUUCUAAGCCAAAACUUGACUACUCAAUAGAAAAGAAUCCUGUCGAGUGGACCACUGAGGGAUCACUGACUGAGAAAUACAGUUUUGUCUCAGAACUUGCCCGGGGGCGCUUCUCCAUUGUUGUCAAGGGAAUUGAGAAAAGUUCUGACAGAGUAGUUGUUGCAAAACUUUUAGAAUUAAAGCCUGAGACAGAAGAGCAGGUGAACAGGGAAUUUGAAGCUUUGAGAUCAUUGAGGCAUGAACGCAUUGCUUGUUUGGAAGCAGCAUACAAGAUCUCAGGAUCUGGUGUGGCUGCCCUUGUUGAAGAAAAGCUUCAGGGAGCAGAUGUGUUGACAUAUCUUUCAAGUAAACAUGAAUAUACUGAGCAGCAAGUUGCUACAAUAAUAACACAAGUGUUGGAUGGACUUCAGUAUCUCCAUUGGAGAGGAUACUGUCAUCUUGAUCUCCAGCCUGACAAUAUAGUCAUGGCUUCUGUAAGAAGUGUACAGGUGAAGCUGGUUGAUCUUGGAUCAGCUCAGAGAGUCAGUAAAUUGGGAACUGUUAUUCAAAGAGUUGGUGAGACAGAAUAUACAGCUCCUGAAAUACUCAAUGAUGAACCAGCAUAUCCACAGUCAGACAUCUGGAGUGUGGGUGUAAUUACUUACAUUCUUUUAUCUGGAGUAUCACCAUUUGUGGGUAAAGAUGCUGAAGAGACGCGUCAAAAUGUCACAUUUGUACGAUAUCGAUUUGAACACUUAUAUAAGGAAAUUACUCAAGAGGCCACAAGAUUUCUUAUGCUUAUCUUCAAACGGACACCAAGCAAACGACCAACAGCAGAGGAAUGUCAUGAGCAUCGUUGGCUUUUACCUUCCGAAAUAACAAUCAAGAAGCGGGAGAGAGCUGUGUUUCUUGGAAACAGAUUAAAGGAAUUUUCGGAAGCUUAUCAUUCAAAGAAAACGCAGGACGCCAUAAAGUCAGACUCCCUGACAGGAGCAUUUGGAGGCAGUGGGAAAGCUGCCCUAACUCGUUCAAGCAGCAUCCAAGAAGAAUUGUAUACCACCUUUUAAAUACAUCGAGUGCUACAGUUUGCUGGACAAAUUUCUGGAGAAGUGGGAUAGACACUUGAGAGUGACCAUCCCUUAUUCUGUCUUUGAUGUACAAUAAUUAAACAGAAUGUGCAAAUUGUAUUUGACAUUUUGUGGAAAAUAUAGUCAUAUUUUUAUAAUGAAAAUCAUUUGUAAGACACAAAUAAAGACUUCAUGAAGCAGCCUUCAUCAGUAGUCACUGUGAGCCGAAGUGGCAGUGUGAGACUCGUGUGCAUUACUGUUUUAUCUGUACAUUCCACAUCAUCAAAUCUGACUUGCUGGGAUGUACUAAUUCAUAUUCAUUUGCCAAAUGUGCCAUUCAGGAAUGUGACCCUCGAUAUUAGUGCUGGUUAUCUCAGCACAUCCUUGAUAAGUGCAAGUCUGUGAUAGCAUGUACUGGGAAAACUGAAUAUUUAAUUUUCAUCCCUCUUAGUUUUAAGUGCACGAAAUUUUCCUUUUGUUUAACCAUGCACGUAAGGACAUAGUGCCAAAGUUUCCUACUGCUCUCAUCAGUAGGGAAUUUUUGGUGCAAUUUGUAGUGUGCGUUCCUUGGAUCCUUCACAGAAUCCAUCACAUAAUAAAACACAUCAAAUGAUGCUAGCAAUUCACAAAGAUUUGUUCAUUACACUCCAUGCUGAUGAGUGGAAAUGGACAAAUAAAUCUGUUACUUAUCUACAUAUUGUCAUAAAUAUGUAUUUCAAGGGGAACAUUAAAAGUAACAGCUAAAGAAAUUUGUAUAGAAGGAACAAUUUUAUACAUGUAAAGUGUAAAUCAAUAUUCAUAGUUUACUGAUGCAAUUAGGUAAAUGACUGUGAUAAUGCAUUCGCUAAUGCUUCAUAAUCAUGUAUAAAGUUAUUUAAAUAAAAUAUUUGUGUAAUAAAA